Coprinopsis cinerea okayama7#130 is the source of this 1023-nucleotide messenger RNA. RefSeq lists its product as hypothetical. The coding region runs from base 1 to 1023 and encodes 340 amino acids. Lineage: Eukaryota; Fungi; Basidiomycota; Agaricomycetes; Agaricales; Psathyrellaceae. The record is from RefSeq and is a predicted model, not a curated record. The transcript has a single exon.
AUGUCUUCCCUAACCGCCACCGACUUUAUUCGACCCUACGUCUACGUUCCGAUGCAUACUUCGACUAAACAGCGAGGUCGAAAGCGCAGAAGGCUGGAAACGCCGGGCAGGUCGCUCGACGACGACUCAGAGCACACAGACUCGUCGUCUUCACCUUUCCCUUCCAGGGAUGAAAGCCCAAGCACUGUUAAUGGGAAUGACGAUCGAAGGAGAACACGAUCGCAGUCCCGAAUGGUCCUAACCAGCACCCAGUCGAUUCCAAAACUCAGACCGUCAAGUCGCCUAGGCUUCAAGGCGGCGAAAAGGAGAUCUAGUGUUCCCCGUGGGAUGGACAAGGACAACUCCAAAGACACAACUACCCUUGUACCCGCAAAAAGGGCGAGAGAAGAUUCUUGCGAACGUCGUCCCUCCUCGUCCAGAGUCUCCGAGCCACGUAGCGAACAGACAGACGCAGAGCCGGAAUCAAGUACACCCGCGCAGGCUCUGCGAAGGUCUACUCGCUCCAGACCGCUAGCUAGCAAGAACCUAGCACUUUCCCCGUCGUCUUCGCGGGCUACAAGUUCUACCCCAUCUCGACGAACCUCCCCAUCACCCUUUCCAUCCCCCAAGUCCAAGCCCCCCACAUCCACAUCAUUGGGCCAAUCCGAGCCAUCAUCAGUGCCGAAACCACCAAAGCAACGUAAUGACAAACCAGAGGCUACGAACGUUAAGAAGCGAUUUACUCGUUCGAGCCUGAAGGAGGAGCCUGGCCCAGCUCUUCUUUCACAGGCGCCGGCGAGAUUCAAGUCAAUUCUAGGCACUUCAAGUUCCAUUCAGAUUCCGUGGAAGCCUCUCCACCCCGCAACGAUCCGGAAUAUCGAACUUCGUCGCGAAUUCUUACAAUCAAAGGCGAAAGAAGUCGUCCCUCAACUUCCUCAAGGUCAGCCAACCAUCAUCGUCUCAACCUUCCGCCUUGCCGCGGAAAAUAAGGACUUGCUCCGCACCAAUUUGUUCAAGGACAUUGAUAAUAGAGGCUCAAAGUAA